AGUACAAAAAACCUAUUUUCUCCCAACUUGCAAGCUUCAUGCUCUUAUCACUCCUUGGAUUCCUUGCUCCAUCAAUUCGUUCAAACUAUAGUAUAGUUCCUUUCUAAUUGUGUUGUACGUAUACACACACACGUCUUGUUUUGGGGUUUGUGUGUGAGUCCAUAGUUUAUUGCAAAAAUGGAUAGGAUGUAUGGAAAGGGACCGGCUCCACCGGAAACGUCGGCGGAGGAGUAUCCAUCUUGGAACGAGUCUGAUGUCACCGCUAUGAUGUCCUCUUUCAGCAAUGUCAUCGAGUAUCCGGCAGCCGACGGACACGAAAUGUCAGACCCGCCGGUCAAACAAGAGCUUGAUAAGUCGGAUCAACUACAGCAAGACCAAGAUCAACCAAGAAAAAAACACUAUAGAGGCGUACGGCAGCGACCAUGGGGCAAAUGGGCGGCCGAGAUCCGUGACCCAAAGAAAGCUGCUCGUGUAUGGCUCGGGACUUUUGAGACAGCAGAGGAAGCUGCUUUAGCCUACGACCGAGCCGCCCUCAAAUUCAAAGGCACCAAGGCUAAGCUCAACUUCCCUGAACGCGUCCAAGGUCCUUCGACCACAAGCUACGUCGCAUCUCAAUCCAGCUGUGAUCAUGCCCCAAGAGAUGGUAAUGAAUUAAUGAACUCCGCUCCUCCUCUUCUUGGUCCAUCUACUACUACUACUACUACUUCGUGGCCAACGGAUUAUAAUCAAGACAUACUUCAAUACGCUCAGUUGCUUACGAGUAACAAUGACGUUGAUUUAUCGUACUACACGUCGACUCUCUUCAGUAGUCAGCAACAGCCUUUCUCAACGCCUUCAUCAUCAUCUUCUUCCUCGUUAACUUCUCAACAGAUGCAACAGCAGCCGCAGCGUGAAGAGGAGAAGAACUAUGGUUACAAUUAUUAUUACUACCCAAGAGAAUAAUCUCAUUAUUAUUGUUGGUCGAAUAAGUUUCUUAUAAAUCUCUAUCAUAAAUUCGUAGAAGCGAGUAAAUUGCAACGAAACUUUGGUUGGAUGAGAGACGUGUGUAACACUUUGUUUUUUCUUAGUUGUUAGUAAAAUUUGGAAGUACUGAUUAG
Messenger RNA from Brassica oleracea var. oleracea, 1097 nucleotides. Its product is annotated as ethylene-responsive transcription factor ERF113-like. Bases 178 to 942 code for a protein of 254 amino acids. The record is from RefSeq and is a predicted model, not a curated record. Gene Ontology annotation, molecular function: DNA binding; DNA-binding transcription factor activity. NCBI's taxonomy places the organism in Eukaryota, Viridiplantae, Streptophyta, Magnoliopsida, Brassicales, Brassicaceae. Gene Ontology annotation, biological process: ethylene-activated signaling pathway; regulation of DNA-templated transcription. The transcript has 2 exons.